Molecule: messenger RNA, 3372 nt
Organism: Saccharomyces kudriavzevii IFO 1802
Lineage: Eukaryota; Fungi; Ascomycota; Saccharomycetes; Saccharomycetales; Saccharomycetaceae
Gene: BEM3
Product: GTPase-activating protein BEM3
Exons: 1
Coding region: 1-3372 (1123 amino acids)
Biological process (GO): signal transduction; regulation of GTPase activity
Cellular component (GO): cytoplasm
Molecular function (GO): phosphatidylinositol binding
Source: RefSeq, a predicted model, not a curated record
AUGCCGGAUAAUUUAACAGCUACGCAUGGUGGUAACACCACCCUUGAACUACUGGCUCAGUACAAUGACCAUAGGUCCAAAAAGGAUAAGACUAUUGAACAUAUAGAAAAACGAACGUCUUCAGAAAAAGACAACAAGCCCUCAUACGAUGAAAUAUUUACAGAAAAUAUUAAAUUAAAAUUACAAGCCCAAGAAUAUGAAACUGAAAUUGAAAGUUUGAAAAAAGUCAUCGACAUUUUGGAAAAAAAUAGAGAAGCUUCCUUAGAAGUGAUACUGGAGCAAGUUCAGAAUGACUCAAGAGAUUCCCAUGUCGCUGAACAAUCGUUUGUGUUGCCUCCCAGAUCUGCCGAAAGGAAAGCACAUAUCAAGAGUCUAAAUUUGCCAAUACCGACACUAUCUCCUCCAUUAAAACAAGAUGAAGAUGCGGCUUUUGAAGCAACUUUAACGCCCACAGUACCUCAAAUAGAUGUUACAUCGAAUACUUCAAUAAGCAGGAAGCAUUUACAAAAUAUGAUAUUAAACGAGGAAAUGGAAGCAAAUAGUGACCACUCCUCACCCAAAAUUGUCAGUAAAUCUGUAUCGAGCCCCACGCAAAUACACUCAGAGCAAUUGGCCAGUCCAGCUGCUUCAGUCACCUACACAACGUCUAGAAUAACCAUAAAAUCGCCCAACAAGGGUCCAAAAUCUCCGUUGCAAGAACGUUUACGCUCACCACAAAACCCUAAUAGAAUGACGGCUGUCAUCAACAACCAUUUGCAUUCUCCUUUGAAGGCUAGUACAUCUAACAACUUAGACGAAUUGACUGAAAGUAAAAAUCAGCAACCACCUAAUAACAUCAUACAGAGGAAUGAUCAUGUCUAUUCUUCUGUAACCUCUUCUGCAUAUACUACUGGAACCCCUUCUUCAAUAUGCAAAAGCCCGUCAUCCUAUUUAGAGAUCUCAGAGGGUGAUAACAACACGCUAAGUUUCUCCCCAGCAUCCAAGGAAAAACUUGAUGACUUCACACAGUUACUCGACUCUUCUUUUGGUGAAGAGGAUCUGGUCAAAUCUGACGUGAAAGAUUCCAUCCCUAUAAAUCUAACGUUGAAUGAAUCCUUACCUCCACCUCCAGCACCUCCUACGUUUUUCACAGCUACCCCCAACAAUGCCAAUGUAAAAAACACUACUCCAUUAUCAAGUCAUUUGGCUUCGCCGGUCAUCUUGAACAGAAAAGAUGACGUUGAUGCUAAUAAUGGAAGCAAUCUGAAAAAGCCCGCCUUAACUUUGUCGUCGCCUUCUAGCUCUUUCAUGAAGUCGCCCACAGCAAGCCAAAAUAUUUCUCUUCCUUCAAACCCUCCCUCAGAAGGUCCUUCAAGACAAAAACAAUCUGCAGAGACGGCCUCCAUUCAUUCAGUCAACACCACGAAUACAUUUAACUCUACCCCUCAAGGCUCUUUGAAGACAUUCAGAAGGCCUCAUGCAAGUAGUGUCAGCACUGUGAGAUCAGUUUCUCAAAAUCUUAAAUCGGACAUUCCAUUGUUUGUGCAACCAGCAGACUUUGGUACCAUUCAGAUUGAAGUCUUGAGCACGUUAUACAAGGAAAAUGAUGACGAUUUAUCAGUUUUAAUUGCUAUAAUAGACAGAAAAUCUGGUAAAGAGAUGUUUAAAUUCUCGAAAUCCAUCCAUAAGAUCCGUGAAUUGGAUGUAUAUAUGAAAUCACAUGUACCUAAUCUGCCAUUGCCCACAUUACCUGAUAGACAAUUGUUUCAGACCUUAUCACCCACGAAGGUGGAUAUGAGGAGAAGUAUUUUGAAUCAAUAUUAUACAAGCAUAUUUAGUGUCCCUGAGUUUCCGCCGAAUGUUGGCCUAAAAAUUGCCCAGUUUAUUAGUACAAAUACGGUAAUGACACCUCCGAUGAUGGAUGAGAAUGUCAAAGAUGGAUCACUCCUACUAAGAAGGCCAAAGACUUUAACGGGUAAUAGUACAUGGAGAGUUCGAUACGGUGUCUUACGUGAUGAUUUCUUACGGCUUUUUGAUAAAAAUCAGGUUAUGGAAACUAUUAGACUGAGACAAUCUUCGAUUGAACUUAUAGCCAAUCUCCCUGAAGACAGAUAUGGUACCAAAAAUGGGUUUUUGAUUACUGAGCAUAAGAAAAGUGGGCUAUCAACUUCAACAAAGUAUUACAUCUGUACCGAAACGUCUAAGGAACGUGAAUUGUGGCUUUCUGCGUUCAGCGAUUACAUAGAUACCUCACAAACUUUGUCAUUAUCCAAUUCAAGGAACGCAAGUGAUAUAGAUUCUGUGUCUCAUUUGAGUGCAGGAUCCAAAUUUGGAAACGCAGCUACCUCGGUUACAGACACUCCAUCGUAUGUCACGGAUUUGUCUCAAGAGUACAAUAGCAACAGCAAUAGCGAUAGUUAUAUGACUAAUAGUGAGAGUAUCAAUACAAAUUCAUCCUCUCAUUCUAAUCCCCUCGUCAAUUCCAGCAUCAAUGUGGAUGAAGAGAAGGACAGCAGAAGAGUCAAAAUGAGAAGUUUAUUUCCGUUCAAGAAAUUAACAGGUCCAGCAAGUGCGAUGAAUCAUAUAGGUAUUACGCUGUCAAAUGACUCUGGUUCUCCGACAUCUCCUGAUCAUAACGUUAAAUCUCCAAGCAAAAAGUUGAUGGAGACGCAUAGUUCGUCAAAUUCCUCUCCGAUGGUGCAUUCGUCCACUGCAGUAUUUGGCUCCUCACUGGAAGCAUGUUUGAGAUUAAGUUCACAUAAAUACCAAAGCACUUACGAUUUACCAAGUGUCGUUUAUCGUUGCUUAGAGUAUCUUUAUAAGAAUCGUGGCAUCCAAGAAGAAGGUAUCUUUAGAUUAAGCGGUUCUAGUACAGUUAUCAAAACCUUGCAAGAAAGAUUCGACAGAGAGUACGACGUAGAUUUAUGUCGCUAUAAUGAAAAUAUUGAAGUUAAGGAAAACGAGAUAUCUCCAAACCUUUUCAUUAGUGUGAACACUGUUAGUGGAUUACUGAAACUGUAUCUGAGGAACUUGCCUCAUUUAUUGUUUGGUGAUGAGCAAUUUUUGUCGCUUAAAAAAGUAGUUGAUGAAAAUCACAAUAAUCCCGUUCAAAUAUCAUUAGGGUUUAAAGAACUAAUCAAGUCGGGUGUCAUUCCUCACGCUAAUGUAUCAUUGAUGUAUGCCCUCUUUGAGUUACUUGUAAGAAUCAAUGAGAACAAUAAGUUCAAUAAGAUGAACCUGAGGAAUCUAUGCAUCGUAUUUUCUCCAACUUUAAAUAUUCCAAUUACGAUGCUUCAACCAUUCAUCACUGAUUUUGCGUGUAUAUUUCAAGGUAGAGAGCCGAUUAAAGAUGAGGAAAGGGAAAAAGUAGAUAUACAUAUUCCUCAGGUUUGA